This is a messenger RNA of Iphiclides podalirius (scarce swallowtail), 240 nucleotides long. The record is from the annotation of a GenBank genome assembly. Lineage: Eukaryota; Metazoa; Arthropoda; Insecta; Lepidoptera; Papilionidae.
AUGUUUCUGACAUUCAGGCAUAUUUGCAACAUUUCUGCCAAAUUGUUGUUCAGGUGGAGAAGUUGGAGCAUAUUUUUCCAAAAAAGAAGGGAUCCAUUCAUCAUUUUUAGGGGGCUUUUUGCAAGUUACACGUUUAAAUCUGCGAAUGUAAUUCCAUAUCAUGCUGACAGAAGGAUUAUGGCGAAUGGUACCUACAGUGGUGGGAGACCCCGUGUUCAAAAUGCAGAGAUCACAUUCAUC